UCCAUCCUACUCUCUUUUACUAACUUGAAACAUUCUGCAACAAUUUUUCUUCACCUCGCUGGUGGACGCAUUUGGCAACGGAUAUUACUUUAAUGUGAUACCUCAUGUAAUAUCAUAGUCCCCCAUUUUUAAACCUUGGGAUCUUGAGACCUGAACCAUAAGGGCAGUUUGUUUUACUGUAUGUUGGUAGUUAAGUGGGAUUUCACUUUGAAGAUGUAUCACUCCUCACUGCUGCUGUGCCUGAGUUUGGGAGCUUUCCUAAAAUGGGUUGCUGGAAGCGACUGGUGCUACACUGGCUGUGAAUACUCUCCAACCGACUGGGGAGACCUCGCUGGUUCUUUCUGCGGAGGCAAGCGGCAGUCUCCUGUUGACAUAGUCACCAGCCAUGUUCAGACGAACCCCGACCUGCUUAACUUUAACUUCACUAACUUCUCCUCUCAACACGUCAUCAAAACCAUCAAAAACGAUGGACAUACAGUGAAAUGCACGCUGAAGGAAAAUGAAGUUGAAGUGAGCGGAGGUGGACUCAAUGGAACAUAUUCUACAAUCCAGUUUCACUUUCACUGGGGUGACACACUCCAUCAUCCCGGUUCAGAGCACACCAUUGAUGGGCACAGAUAUCCAGUGGAGAUGCACAUUGUCAGUCUGAAAAAAGGUCUCACCGUAGAACAGGCCGUCGCGGAUUCAGAAGGGAUUGCUGUUCUUGGGUUUUUCAUAAAUGCAACAGAAGAUGGAGAUAUGUCUGGACCAUGGAACACACUCACGUCUUACCUGACCAAUGACACAGACACCGAGCUUACUGUAAACCAUGCCAUCUCUAUUGAUGACCUGAUUGGAACGGUCUCCCUCACAAAUUUCUAUCGGUACAUGGGCUCCCUCACCACACCCAGCUGCAACGAAGCGGUCGCAUGGACGGUCUUUCAUGAGCCAAUCAACAUCAACAAAAAUCUGAUUCAGCGGUUUCCUGCGAUUACAGGAAGCACAAACGUUUAUCGGCCCACACAAGCUCUCAAUGGACGCCAAGUGUUUGCCUCCAGUGCAACUCCUCCCCCUCCCAGUCAUCCAUGGUGCUAUGAAGAUCACUGUAUGUACAGUCCGACUAAAUGGCAACAGCUGUCUGACUCCCACUGUGGUGGAGAACACCAGUCACCCGUCAACAUUGAGACACAGAAAAUAGUGGUUGAUGAGCACCUCGAUACCUUCACCUACACAAUGUUUGAUGACAAACAUGCCAUCAAGUAUAUAACUAACACGGGUCACACAGUUAAGUGUGUACUGAAAGAAGAUAUGGUGGAGGUAUCGGGGGGUGGAUUGGGAUACGUCUACUCUGUCCUUCAGUUCCAUUUCCAUUGGGGCUCCACAUCAGUUGAGUCUAAAGGCUCAGAGCACACGGUCGACUCAAAACGAUACCCGAUGGAAAUGCAUAUAGUGACCAAGAGGAAGGAUUUAACUUUGGAUCAGGCAAUAGACACUCCCAAUGGCCUGGCAGUUCUGGGUUUCUUUAUUGAGGCUGCGGACACGACCAAAAGCAGCAGCAGCAGUUCAGGACCUCACGAGCCAAAUCCCACAUCGGGUCCAACGUCUGAUAUGAAAGCCUGGAUGACACUAUCCAACUCCUUCUCAGCCAUUAAAAACAUCAACUCAGAAGUUGAGAUCACAGAAGAGAUCUCCAUUGACGACCUACUCGGCAAAGUGAACCGAGCUUCAUACUACCGCUACAAUGGCUCCUUAACUACCCCUUUGUGCAAUGAAGCAGUGGUUUGGACCGUCUUUAAAGAGUCUGUGAAAGUGGACCAAAGCGUGAUGACACUGUUCCCGACUCAGACCGGAUAUCAAAACGUGUUUCGGCCUGCACAGUCUCUUCACGACAGGACAAUCUACGCCAGCUCAUCAGCAGCCAGUGGCCCUGGACCCAUCGGACUGUUUCUGCUGCUGGCAUGUCUCUGCACCUUCCUUUUUCAUUUGCAUCUGUGAAAAAUGUUAAACUAACUGGAACUGCUGUGAAGGAUAAUCAUAUAUUGCAGGAAUGAUCAGUUUGUAUUUGUCACAUUAUUACAGUAUUUGCAAGCAAAUGUUAGUUAUUUUUGACAUUGUGGUAUGCAGUUAUAUAAUUUUAUAAUCAAGAUGCUAACUAGAAGUUGACGAGAGAAGUUUCUUUAUUUUCUUUUUUUUUAACGCUAACGGGGCUUGUGUUUUGGCUCUUUCUCCCCCUUCAACCACAAUUGUAAAAAUCAUUAAAAAUGGCAAUAUAAUUUUUUCUCCAAAACUAGCACAGUGUAUAUACUGAACAAAAUGAACAAUUACAUUUCAGGUAAGUCAAGACUGUUGUCUAAUAUGUGUACCUGAUAACAAUAAGAGUAACUGUUGCAUUCGCUGAAGCUAAUGGGGAUCCUAAUAAACAAUAAACAUAUAAUCUAACCUUC
Molecule: messenger RNA, 2423 nt
Organism: Scophthalmus maximus (turbot)
Lineage: Eukaryota; Metazoa; Chordata; Actinopteri; Pleuronectiformes; Scophthalmidae
Product: carbonic anhydrase
Exons: 17
Coding region: 181-1974 (597 amino acids)
Cellular component (GO): plasma membrane
Molecular function (GO): zinc ion binding; carbonate dehydratase activity
Source: RefSeq, a predicted model, not a curated record